Messenger RNA from Rubroshorea leprosula, 1673 nucleotides. NCBI's taxonomy places the organism in Eukaryota, Viridiplantae, Streptophyta, Magnoliopsida, Malvales, Dipterocarpaceae. The record is from the annotation of a GenBank genome assembly.
ACUCCAGUGACACAGAAGAGGAAGAGCGAGAAAUCAAACCAGCCUCACCUCACAUGCAUUUUCCUCGCUCAGAGCGCUCCCUCUGCACAAUUAUUGCGUGUUCCAUAAUCCGCUCUUCUCUUUCAGCAACUCCAUCCCCACUCCUCUAACCCUCUCUCUCAUAAUGGUCCUCGUCCAUAACCAGAACCCUUCAAACUCUGAACCACAACCUCCUCCUCCUCCUCUUGCUUCUCUCUCCAAUGGUGACCCUUUGGAUUGCACCGAGACGCCGCGGUUCAGUGAAGACCUGGACUCUUCCUGCUCUACUCCCUAUGUCAGUGCACCUUCGAGCCCUGGCCGUGGCCCUACUGUUGGGUACUUCUACAGUGCACCAGCCAGUCCCAUGCACUUCAUGCUUCCAUCAUCUGCUGCGUCCGCCGUGGCACCUCACUCAUCCGAGUCGUCGUUGAUGUCGUCUGAGUGUGAUACGGCGUCCUUCGAGUUCUCCUCUCGGUUCUCCAGCAGUGGCUCUGUGAUUGGAUCCAUGAGUUCUGCAGACGAGUUGUUCUUGAACGGCAAGAUUAGGCCGAUGAAGCUUUCUUCUCACUUGCAGAAACCGCAAAUCUUGGCUCCUCUGUUAGAUCUAGAUGUGGAAGACGAAGAGGUCGAGAACCAAAACCGUGAGCAUUUGGAGAAGCGAGAAAGCUGUAGAGGUAGAGAUCUGAAGCUCCGAAGCAGAUCACUUCACCGAAAGGCGAGAUCUCUGUCGCCGCUUCGGAGUCCGGAUUUUCAGUGGCGCGAAAAAGACGGAAACGUAGACCGAGGAGUUGGCGAGGGCAUUUUGGAGAGUUUGCAAGAUUACGACAAGAGGAAAGCUGUUUCGACCGAAACGACGCCGUCGUGCUCUGCAUCGUCUUCAAGAUCCUCCUCUUCUUCUGGAAGGAACUCAAAGAAAUGGAUAUUCCUGAAGGACCUGUUGUACAGAAGUAAAAGCGAAGGACGAGGAAAUGGGAAAGAAAAGUUCUGGUCAUCGAUUUCUUUCUCUCCUUCUAAAGAUAGAAAACUGAUUCCACCUUCCUUGAAUCCUUUGAAAGAAAACAAACCGGCAGCUUCUUCUGCUCCUAAUGCUACGGAAUCGCAAAAGAAGAAGCAGAAACAGAAGAAAAGCAGACAAACUUCUGGGAAGAAAGUCGCCUCUGGGAAACCAGCUAAUGGGGUGGCAAAACGACGAGUGCCUCCAUCGGCACACGAGCUGCACUACACGGCUAACAGGGCACAAGCUGAAGAGAUGAAGAAGAGAACCUACUUGCCGUACCGGCAAGGACUCUUUGGUUGCUUAGGAUUCACCUCGAAAGGGUAUGGUGCACUUAAUGGAUUAGCUAGGACAUUAAAUCCGGUAUCAUCCAGGUAGAAACGAAGUACGAUAUCGUUCAGAGGUUUUGCUGUAUAUAGUUCUUAAUUCCUUCUCCAUUUUGGGUUUUUAAGAUUAAAUUAGAUAAUACAGACUCUGUAUUUUUGUUGAAUUUAGGUGCUCUGAUGUUUCUGUAAUUUAUGAAAGUUCUGUUUGAAUUACCAUUGUUGACAAUAAUCUGCAAAUCACCUCUGCCCUGAAACAGAGGUCUAAGUUAUUUGAAAGUCCUCGCACUGUUACUGAUUAAGUAGUUCUGAUGAUUUAACAAAAUUUAUUGACACAA